AUGCCCUGCUGUUGUUUUGAAGGAGCUAAUGUAACGUUAUUUUCGAACGGUGCUGUUCAAUUUUCGUAUUUGUGUCUGUUCUACAUUGAAAUAACUAAUAAUUACAUACUCUACAACUCAAAAUGGCACCUCCAAAAAGCAACGUUUGGCGACAUUUCUCAAAAAAUUCAGCAAAUACUGCCACUUGCCGUUAGUGUUCUAAAAUUCUAA
Molecule: messenger RNA, 210 nt
Organism: Acanthoscelides obtectus
Lineage: Eukaryota; Metazoa; Arthropoda; Insecta; Coleoptera; Chrysomelidae
Source: the annotation of a GenBank genome assembly